Molecule: messenger RNA, 1788 nt
Organism: Komagataella phaffii GS115
Lineage: Eukaryota; Fungi; Ascomycota; Pichiomycetes; Pichiales; Pichiaceae
Product: Kinesin-related motor protein involved in mitotic spindle positioning
Exons: 1
Coding region: 1-1788 (595 amino acids)
Biological process (GO): microtubule-based movement
Molecular function (GO): microtubule binding; ATP binding; microtubule motor activity
Source: RefSeq, a predicted model, not a curated record
AUGUCAAGUAAUGUCCCCAGGACACCUCCUCUACAAAGGAGGAUGUCCAAUCGAAGUUCCUAUAAAAGUCCUAUGGAAAGCCCUUUAAAAAUGAUGAAGACAAAUUCCAGCAAGAGGAGCCCCAUCAAGACAUCCUCGGCAGAUUACACCAAGGUAGUGGUUAGAUUUAGACCUUCAAUUUUUAGACACGGUGAGUCACAAGAGAUAGUAGACGAUAAUUUGGCUCUGGGCAAAAAGACGGACAGUCAAUUAAUAACAAUAGAGCCCCAUCAGUCGGUUUAUAUUAGUGGAACCUCGUUUUCAGGCAGGUUUACCUUUGAUAGAGUGUUUGGACCUGAGACUUCACAGACAGAAGUAUUUGAUUAUUCAAUCAAUGAGACAGUCAAUGACUUUUGCAAUGGCUAUAACGGUACAAUUUUUGCCUACGGACAGACAGGAUCCGGUAAAACACACACCAUGCUAGGAAAUAUGGACUCCCCUAGUGAAUAUGGAGUGGUGCCAAGGGUAGCUGAUAAACUUUUUGAACAGAUAGCAAAUGGAAGUCCCUCUUCAGAGUACACGGUGAGUAUUGGUGUGCUAGAAAUUUACAUGGAACAACUGCGGGACCUGUUGAACCCCGAUAACAGCAACAAUCUAUGUAUUAGAGAUAGUGGAGCGCUUUCUGAAGGUGUGACUGUCCAACAUUUGGAAACCCGGUAUGUGAGUAGUAAGGAUGAGUUGUUAGGUGCCGUUAUCCUAGCCAAUAAACUGCGGACAACUGGAGUAACCGACGCCAAUGCUGAUAGUUCCAGGUCGCAUGCCAUCUUUCAAAUCAAACUAGCACAACGAUCAUUGGACGACGGGGUUGUCAAAAUCAGUACUUUAUUCUUGGUUGACUUAGCUGGCUCCGAAAGAAUAGCACGUACUGGUGCUACCGGGCAGACCUUGGAAGAGGCCAAGAAGAUCAACACAUCUUUGUCGGCUUUAGGAAAUGUGAUUAAUGCGUUGACCGAUGGUCAAUCCACCUACAUUCCUUAUCGUGAUUCUAAGCUGACGAGAAUUUUACAGGAAUCAUUGGGAGGGAAUGCACGCACAACUUUGAUUGUGAAUUGUUCUCCCGAUCAAGUUGAUGAAGGGGAAUCGGUAUCUGCCUUACGGUUUGGCGCGCGUGCCAAAAGGAUUCAAAAUAAGGCAAGAGUAAACCAAGAGAUUGCAUCUACUGAGCUGCAGAAGCGUUUGGUAACUUUAGAGAGUGAAAACGCUGCGUUGAUACAUCGUGUUGCUGAACUAGAAGAACAAUCAAAGUUGAAGGAAAUCCAGCAGGAAGCUACCAACACCGUCACCGUUGACGCAACCAAGAUAAAGCGACUUGAAUCAUCUGUUUCUCAGCUUGCGAUACGGUUGAAACAAAACGAAGCUAUCACAGAGGAGCUUACUCAGGAACUUGAUCGAGCCCGUGCCAUCAAUGAAAGACGAAAGAUAAAAAUUGAACAACUUGAAAAGGCUAUGCAAGCUCAGCAUGAAGACAUGAUCAUGGAAACUGACAAGUUUGCAAACAAAUUGUCGUAUUUAAAGGCGAGAAUAACAAGUGUUAAGAGGAUGAAUCAGACCCAAGUACCGUACAAUGAAGAUGGUUUACAGCCAGCUGUAAACAUAUACGAAUCACCGACUACACUGGAGGAAAAUGAAGAAGGAUUAGAAUCUCUGUCGAUCAAUGUUUGCAGGUCGCCGGUGCAAUUCUCAAACAAAGCUGGUCUACAUCUUAACAUUGUUAAACCUAUGAGGGGAGGGUCCGCAAAGCCAGCAUGA